AUGGAGGCCUCCCGAUGCGUAGUGACCUGCGGGAUGCGAGGAGGAGCUCUCAACGGUGUCAGGGAUGACAAUCAAAUCAAGGCGCCGGAAAGCAAGAGAAAAGCUUUUCACAUGCCAGGGGACAUCUCGAAACGGCACAUAGGUAGCGGCUGUGGCACGGCCGAAGAUGCAGGAAACAACCAGGGCUAUAAAAAAAGCUUCAGAUCUAAGCAAAAUUCGAAGAUUCAUCUCGAACCAGAUGUUGCUGCAUCAAAAACGUGCAAAUCCGGUUCCUGGGGCAAGACUGUGCCUGCAGACACCCUUGAGGUCGGUUCGGACGAAGUUCGUUUAACUCCCACAAACGGGCGGGCAACUCGAGCAUCCCUUGCUCUGGGUUGGGGUCGCGUGUACGGAGUUCAAGAACUUUGCGAAAGGGUGCUUGUAGCGAUCCGAUUGGGGAAGAUAACGGAGGAGGUCUGUGCAAUCAGAUCGCAAAGUCAGGCAAUGUCCGAUGACUGUGCCGCAGAAACGUCUCUGGAGCCGCAACCAGCACCGAUUUUAGCGUGUGAGAUAUUCUUUUCUUGGGCGUUCUCCUCCCUGCACCGCUGCGAUGCCUCCCUGGCUGGUCUGCGGGACGGCCACGUCCGGUCGAAAUCACCUGAUUGAAAGGAUACCAGUUGAUCGUCUCCCUGGCUGCAGCGGCGAGAAAUGCUGCUCUGACGACAUGAUAGGCUCAGCCGGUGGGGUGCAGCUCGGAGUAUCCGCGAUUUCUCAACGGCUAAUGCCAUGGAUCCCAACCCAGCGACCCAGCUUCUCUCCUGUAUGCUGCGCGCUUGGUUGGUGUGGGGCCUCGCCGUCCUCAAAAUAGCUCCGCGGCUGUUUCACCGACCAGAACUCGUUACCCUCUCUAUCUCUCUCUCUCCUUUUUUCUUUUUUUUUUUUCCCUUCUCAGGGAAUUCGACGGUCAUGAGCGGUUGGCCGCGUUUCAACGGGGAUCUCAUCCUCCAUCACUGCUAAAACUACUUGGUUGUGAUCUGCUAUUGCUCGCCAAUGCCGAUAUGCACUAUGAGAUAACUAGGUUUCGCGGUGUGGCCAAGGCCUUGAGGAUAACUAUGGACGGCAAACUAUUCUAAAGACGCCAGCUAAAUGACCCAGGAUGGAGAUAUGUGCAUAUACUGGGUUAAUGCGCAUGAAAAUCUCCCGGACUCGCCGUCUGCACCAUCAUGUCGGAAGCUGACCGUACUAGUAUCCGCUUAGAAUCAGCUAGGGAUACAAAGUUGAGCAGGUAAAUGGAAUGAUCUGCCUGUUGUUAAAAUGAUUGCCUUUUAUUUCCCUUGCUACUAUUCCGGGUCCCCAGCUAGUGCCCAAUCACUCAAGGAGUCUACACCGAAUUGAACCCCAGACCGAUCCCCAAUCUUCC
Coccidioides immitis RS is the source of this 1399-nucleotide messenger RNA. RefSeq lists its product as uncharacterized. Bases 1 to 645 code for a protein of 214 amino acids. The record is from RefSeq and is a predicted model, not a curated record. The transcript is spliced from 7 exons. NCBI's taxonomy places the organism in Eukaryota, Fungi, Ascomycota, Eurotiomycetes, Onygenales, Onygenaceae.